Messenger RNA from Desarmillaria tabescens, 1089 nucleotides. RefSeq lists its product as uncharacterized. The coding region runs from base 159 to 980 and encodes 273 amino acids. The record is from RefSeq and is a predicted model, not a curated record. The transcript has a single exon. NCBI's taxonomy places the organism in Eukaryota, Fungi, Basidiomycota, Agaricomycetes, Agaricales, Physalacriaceae.
CACUUAUGUCUGCUAUUGAUAGCACAUCUGAUAUUGAUAUUCUAUGACCCUUUGGCACUCUGAUUCUCUCUCAACCCUAUGCACCUGAUGACAAUGAGGAUGAGGAUAAAGAGCAGGAGGAAUCUAGAAAUCAGGAUGUACAGCCAAUUACUAGUAUCAUGGGUAUACCCUAUUCACAAGACAUUGAAGAAGCAUUGACAAUGGAGAAUAUUGGGUUAAGCAGUACAUCCCAAAAAUUCUCCUCAGAGGUUAUCUUAGAUGGCCAGAAGCUAAAUAAAGCUCAUGCUCUUGCAAUUCGAUCAAAACACCAUUAUAUACCAACAUCAACAAAUCAGCUGCAACGUGUUGCUGGUGAGAGAAGAUUUGCACAUUCACACACAAGUCCCAUGACAAUCAUUGGUCACCAGUCUACAUCCAGUGAGCCCAGCCUGAUGCUGAGUGAGCCUAUCACUACACUUGUCUAUUGUGAGAAGAACAUAUUUCUAGCUGUUGCUGAAGUAGUUGAUAUUCACCUCAACUUGGACUCUCUAGAGAAGCUACCAUUAGAUCUUCUCAAAGAAGAUACAUCUACAGUAACAUACCAAAUUGUUGAUCUCAUUCCAACAACUCAGGAUGAUGACCCAUCCCUUAAAAGUGACUGGCACUCUACUAGUCAUCUUCAACCCACAAUUUGUACUGUGCCAGGUCAUCUCAUUCAACCCAUUAACCCCAUACUGUCCACUGCAAAAGAAAAACCAUUCUAUUUGUUUAGCAGUGAUGUACUCAUGACAUCAGCAAGCAGCCUGAUAGGACAAAUACAUACUGGAGAUAUCAAGCGAAUUCCUACAGUUUGUAACGAGCAUGCCGAUGGAAACCCGACUUCCACUCAACCCAACAAACCACAGCCCGGAAUCCUACGGAUUCCGAUUCCCACUUUCUAUUUCAUAUUCUAUUUCAUAUUCCUUUUUAUAUUUCACUUCUCCAUUACAAUUUAUCAAUAGCCCAACAUCGGUAGCGAACAUGUCAUCGGACCCCAUCAGCUACCGACCGGUAGAAUACAUCCUCCGACAACCCUAGAAUGUAGACCACUCCGAGUAGGAACUAGAUCGG